CCCACCAGGACUGGAUAUGCAUGAUUGCUAAAGGAAAGACCCCCAUCCUGCCCCCUGUGCCCCCACCUCCAGUCCCAGCUCCUGAUUGUGGCGCUAACCCCGGUUGGAGGAAGAACAACAACAUCUGCUACUACUACAACGACACCGACAUUGUUGACUUCCACACGGCCAUGGGACGCUGCUACGAAGAGAAGGCCUCGCUCGUCUCCAUCCUCAACAAAGACGAACAGGCUUACGUCAACACCAUGGUGGGGACCGGCCAGGUGGCUUCAGCUUGGAUUGGGAUGAGGAUGUUUGGCAUCACAGGUGGACAAUACAUGUGGGUGGACUUCUCCCCUCUCACUUACACUCACUGGAGUCCAGGUGAGCCCAACAAUGCCAACGGGGAGGAGCAGUGCGUUCAGAUGAACCGACUUCAAGGUGGCUGGAACGAUGCGAACUGUGGUCGGGCCGGAGCAGGCUACGUCUGUAAGAAGAUCCCUGGAGCUAUCCACACCCCCCCUCCACCCACACAGCCCUGGGAGGGCAACUGCCCUGAAGGCUGGAUGCGUUUCAAGGACAAGUGCUUCAUGUUCAAAGGGAAGACGGAUGACAUUAAGGCCAACUGGUCUUUCGCUCGCAGCUGGUGCAAAGAGCAGGGAGGAGAUCUGGCUGUUAUCGAUGACCAGUACGAGAACGACUUUGUUUCCAGCUACCUGAGGGACCUCAAGCUUCCCACGUGGAUCGGCCUGUCGGAUCUCUUGUUGGAGAAUCAGUACGCCUGGAGUGAUGGGGUCAGCCCGGUGCUGUACACCAAUUGGAACGACAAGGAGCCCAACAACGCAGGAGGAGCGGUGAGGAUCCGCUACAACACAAGUUAUUUAUAAUCGGUGCAAAGCCAGUGGGAUGCAUUUUCAAUCUUUGUAAGCAGGACUAAAACAUCCUCUCAUGUAUAUAGAUAGAUAGCUUGAAGCUUUCUUGUCCUUCUCAACAGGAACACUGUGUGGCGAUUUCU
Molecule: messenger RNA, 994 nt
Organism: Notothenia coriiceps (black rockcod)
Lineage: Eukaryota; Metazoa; Chordata; Actinopteri; Perciformes; Nototheniidae
Product: C-type mannose receptor 2-like
Exons: 7
Coding region: 21-866 (281 amino acids)
Source: RefSeq, a predicted model, not a curated record